AUGAAAGGCUCUUUUGGUUUGGCCGUUGCAGCUUUGUUAAGCAUCGCUAUAGCGAAGUGCCACUCUUCGUUUAUUCCUGAAUGGCACCCCCCUACGGCUAGUGACUUCAGAGGACCUUGCCCUAUGAUGAACACCUUGGCGAAUCACGGGUUUCUUCCUCGGGACGGGAGAAAUAUUACGAGAGAUGCAGUCGUUCACGCCAUGUCGGCAGCACUUAACUUCGAUGAAGCUCUCGCCGACGUCAUGUUCGAGCAAGCUAUCGUAGCGAAUCCUGAGCAAAAUGCCACUUUCUUUACUCUGGAUCAUCUCAACCGACACAACGUCUUGGAACACGAUGCAAGCUUAAGCCGGAGUGAUGCUUUUUUCGGUAAUAACCACAUCUUCAACCAGACUGUUUUCAACUCGACCUUGACAUACUGGACUGGUCCGGUUCUCAAUGCCAACAUGCUGGCAAAUAGCAAGUUAGCCCGACAAGUUGACUCCAGAGCUUUUAAUCCUACAUACACCUUUACUGCGAAAACCGAAGACUUCAGUCUAGGGGAGGUCGCCGCACCGGUAAUAGCAUUUGGGAAUAUCCAAGACGCAACAGUGCGCAGAGAUUUAGUCGAGUACUUCUUUGCUUAUUAA
Molecule: messenger RNA, 627 nt
Organism: Metarhizium acridum CQMa 102
Lineage: Eukaryota; Fungi; Ascomycota; Sordariomycetes; Hypocreales; Clavicipitaceae
Source: RefSeq, a predicted model, not a curated record